AUAAGCAAACCCAUCCUCUAGCGCCCAUUCUGUAAUCUGUAGUUCAGGUCAAUACAAGACAUUGAAGAAUCUGUCUACCCAGUGAGAAAAUUUGUGAGAGGAAGAGAAGAAAAGAAGAGAGAUGGAGUGGUGGGUCUCAAUGCCAAAGGUGGAAUUGCAUGCUCACCUCAAUGGAUCCAUUAGGCACUCCACGCUUCUAGAACUUGCUCGAGCUCUAGGCGAGAAUGGUCUCAUAAAAUUCUCCGAACUUGAACAUGUCAUCCUCAGAAAGGAUCGUUCAUUAGGGGAAGUAUUCGAGUUGUUUGACCUAAUCCACCUUAUCACAACUGAUCACAUGGCAGUUACAAGAAUCACCAAAGAAGUUAUUGAAGAUUUUGCAGCAGAGAAUGUUGUGUAUCUGGAGUUGAGAACUACUCCAAAGGCUAAUGAUUCGAUUGGAAUGACCAAACGCUCCUAUGUUGAAGCUGUGCUGAAAGGUCUGAGAGCUGUCAGCUCAGUUGAUGUGGAUUUCAUGCCUGACAAUGUGAAUUCUGAAGGACUUGUAAAUUUGCUAGCCCCAGCAACAAAUCAUAAGUAUAAUCUAAAUACUAGAAAAAGAAUCGUUGUUAGGCUUCUGCUGAGCAUUGACCGACGGGAGACAACUGAGGCAGCAAAGGAAACUGUCUCCCUUGCUCUGGAAAUGAGGCAUUUAGGGGUGGUUGGAAUAGACCUAUCUGGAAAUCCAGUUGUUGGUGAAUGGAUUACAUAUUUGCCAGCAUUGAAAUAUGCUCGAGAACAAGGUCUUCACAUAACCCUCCACUGUGGAGAGGUACCUAAUGCGAAGGAGAUAAGGGACAUGCUUAACUUCCAUCCCCAAAGGAUUGGACAUGCUAUUUUCUUGGAUGAGGAAGACUGGGAAAAACUAAAAUCCUACAACAUUCCGGUUGAGAUCUGUUUGACUUCAAACCUAAGGACAGACUCUGUUCGAUCAUUAGAUGUUCACCAUUUUGCUGAUUUGUAUAACGCAAACCACCCUGUAGUCCUGUGUACUGAUGAUACUGGUGUGUUCUCUACCAGUCUCUCUGAUGAAUACAGAAUUGCUGCUUCUACGUUUGGGCUUGGAAAGAAAGAAAUGUUUGAGCUGUCAAAGAAUUCUGUUGAGUUUGUAUUCGCAGAUAACGGAGUGAAGGAGGAGUUAAGAAGUAUUUUCAAUUCAGCGGCAAAGAGUUUCGAUGCAUGAGUACUUAAUUUCAUCUAGGUAGUAAUUUGUAUUGAGCAGUAAAGCCUCCUGCUUUUAGCUGUUAUAUUCAAGAAUGACUUUGCAUCUUGAUGAACUUCUUGUCUGGCCAUACUAUUGGAGUCAGUCAAUCCAUUAGGUAUAUGUUUAUUUAGCUGCUAUUUUUGCUGGUAAUCCUGCAUUUAGCCUCAUUUAUAUUUUGCCAAAUCUGGGUUGGACUUACUUAGGUGCGUAUGAACUUAUCUCCUCCGCCAUUUUAGACUAUUCUUAAGGCUUCAAUUUUGCCUCUAUCUUGUGGAUGGCUGCUUGUGUGUGCCUAGGCAGCUUAGUCAUUAGAUUCACACCAUGAGCGCUACUUGAGGCAUUGGCUCUUUUUAAAUUUGGAGGGCAGGUACUAACAGAUUAAGAUUACCAACGAGAUCGAAUCUGUAACCUUCCAUUUACGGAGAACUUUUGUACAAUUAAGUUGCAAGACUAUUGACAAGACUUUGGCUCUU
Molecule: messenger RNA, 1713 nt
Organism: Neltuma alba
Lineage: Eukaryota; Viridiplantae; Streptophyta; Magnoliopsida; Fabales; Fabaceae
Product: adenosine deaminase-like protein
Exons: 11
Coding region: 122-1219 (365 amino acids)
Biological process (GO): inosine biosynthetic process; adenosine catabolic process
Molecular function (GO): adenosine deaminase activity
Source: RefSeq, a predicted model, not a curated record